This is a messenger RNA of Amoebophrya sp. A25, 1713 nucleotides long. The record is from the annotation of a GenBank genome assembly. NCBI's taxonomy places the organism in Eukaryota, Dinophyceae, Syndiniales, Amoebophryaceae.
AUGGCAAACAUAAAGUCCGUGAAGGUGAGCGAGGUCGCGCUUCUCCAACGCGCUGCGCUGCGAUGGUACUCCGAUGAAGACCAGUUGUGCGCUAUUCUGUACACGCCUCUGAGCGAAAUCCCUAGCCUUGUUACGCAUAACGGUGCGACAUGGUAUGACAGGGACGCGCUACUCCGACACUUCCAAGGACCAAGAUCGCUUGUGGAUCCCGCGACAAACGUGAAAUGGAGACGAAAGCUGAAAGCGGCAAAAUUGACAGAGUCAGCAGAGUCUGCACUUGCCCACUGUUACCUGGACGUCGACGACCUGUUACAAAAGAUCAUGUCGUCUCGCAGCUACGAAGACAUAACGUUACCAAACUCGGCGGGAGCCCCUCGCGCACUUGACCACAACGUUGGAAGUUUCCUUUCCUCAACAAAAAUGUCUCAAUGUGAGGCACAACCACAAUGCAAAGAUAAAUUGUUGCAAGUUGCGCGUGAGCGGUUGGCGCAAAUGGAAGACACAAAAACUCGACGCGCAGUUCUGGCAUUUGCGAUCAAGAGGGCUGGUAGAAUUCUUCGACAAUCUGCGACACAACAAGGGUCCGCCGGUCAUAGCGCCGCGCAAAGCCAACGGCAGAGAUCGAAAGCAAAGAUUGAUUCAAUGGACUUCAGCGUAAUCCUUGAGACCAAGGCUCUCUGCGUGCUUUUCGAUCCUGCAGGCAAUGCACUUCUGACGGCGGAAGACGCGAAACCGAUUGAAAGUGCUGAAAAAGAGUCGUUCUCCUCCUUGUCUUGCAAGGCUAGCGUAAAAAACGGAGCCGAGGGCUCCUCGAUUGCCCGUGUUCGUAACGUGAAGAAAGAACACUUUUUCACGGAUAGAAAGUUGGCGAACAAAAAGAAGAAAAUGAAACGCGUCCGCGAGGAGUGUCGCAUGCGCCAAGCCAAAAAACAGGAACUACUUUUCCCGGGUUCCAGUAAUUCUAGCUGCAGCAGAAGUAGCUCCAGUAGCAGUGCUCAGCCACAGAUGAAGCGCGCUGACAAUGGACAGGCGCACGGAAGCGCUGGCUCAGCACAAGAAGAAAGCGGUGGACAUGCAAGAAAGAAACCACGCCUAGAAUAAAACUGAGAUGCUGCUACACGUGGAUUGUUAAACGUGAAAACUUCUUGAAGUUGAAUGCGAUCAUGGGUAUCGCGACGUACUAUGUUAUCUACUACACACACCCUCAUCCACCUGACCCUACACUCACACAUGAUUUUGGUACCACGUUUGGAGCUUGAUGCUUUUUAUGAUGUUGUUUGAACUUCCAUUCUAUUACCGAAUCUCGAAGAACCCACCUAAUUCUACAAUUGGAGACCACCUCUUUCUUAUUUCCGAAUCCGUCACCACCUUAUAUAUUCUAUACUUGGAGAUAGCAAGCAAAGUGUCUUGGCCGGCUUUGGAGUGCUGUCAUGAGGAGAAAAGUUCCCCUGCAUAGCUGAGGCGGGACUUUUUCUGACUCGGUCCGGGCCACAACUCAACUGUGCCCAUUUGUCUGGUGUAUCCAUUCUUUGUGAAAGAGAAAGGCUGAAAAAAUGACUGUUUUUAUUUUUAUGUCUAAAUAGGUUUAGGUAUAGCUCUGCUAGUCUAUUUAGAAGGUACAGGGUGGCUGAAAGGCCUCUAUAACGUUCGAAUGACGUGAGAAGAGGUUCCAUGACAUGUGGAUGUGAUUGUGGAGAAAAAGCAAGAUCGAAG